AAGGCCGCAGUCGGGACAGCUCGGCCUGUCCUGCCGCUGCUGUCGGAGAGCUAAAGGUAUAGAAGUGAAACCCCCUCUUGAGGCUGCGAGCUGCCCCACCAUGCACGCACUCUGAUCCCAAACAAACGGAUGGGAUUUUACCUAAAACGGACCCACGGAGACGUCCCGCAGAUUCCACGCAGGGAACAUCCAGCGAGGAGACUGAUGCUUUUGGAGACUUUUUAAUGGCACCGGGCUCGACCUAAAGAGGCUACCGCUGCCUUUAUGGGACGGUGAAGGUGUCCUGAUUUAUUUUCUUUUAUUUCCUUUCCCCCCUUUUUUUCCUUUCUUUUUUUUUACUCUGUUUUUACUCGUAUCCACACUCCUGGUCCAGAGGGAGAAGCUUACAUUUCUUAACCGGGUUGUUUCGGUUCCCUAAAGGGGAGGAAGGCGAAGUGUUUUGGGGUUUGAUUUUCUCCUGUGGUGUCUGUGUGGAGCGUGCCACACACCCACUCCACAACAACGACGGCUUUUGCUUGCAUCUUCCAGUGUUUCUUCUGUCAGCAAGUCCAGCAGAGCUGCAACUCUUCCAGUGCCAGCCCUGACACCAGCGAGGAGCCCUGCCCCACUGACAUGGUGAAGAUGACCAAGUCCAAGACCUUCCAGGCUUACCUGCCGUCCUGCCACCGCACCUACAGCUGCAUCCACUGCCGGGCACAUCUGGCCAACCACGACGAGCUCAUCUCAAAGUCAUUUCAAGGCAGUCAAGGAAGAGCCUAUCUGUUUAAUUCAGUGGUGAAUGUCGGCUGCGGGCCAGCAGAGGAGCGGGUUCUCCUCACAGGUUUACAUGCUGUGGCGGAUAUCUACUGUGAAAACUGUAAAACCACCCUGGGCUGGAAAUAUGAGCACGCGUUUGAGAGCAGUCAGAAGUACAAAGAGGGAAAGUUCAUCAUCGAGCUGGCUCACAUGAUCAAGGACAACGGGUGGGAGUGACGCUCGUCUCUCCGUUUGUUCUUUGUUGUUUUUUGUUGUUUUUUCUGACCUGGGAAUGCUCUUUAUUGAACUGUGGGAGGAGGGUGAUUGUCCACCCCUCCCCCCACCUCCCUCCACCAGCCCCCCCGUCACUUUCCUUACAGUUAAAGAAAAAAAGUAUCACCUCCACCUUCCCCGCCUUCUUCACGUGCACACACAUCCACCUGCUCAUCGUGAAAGUGAACAAACGGCGACUAACGUGUGGAGCGACUCGUUGAACAAUCACGUCACAGGAGUCUCGUCGUUACUUUGAAGAUUCUGUGUUCUUCGCGGCUCCAGAGCUUUUGGGUUUGACCCACUCACCCCGCCUCCACCCCACCGAACCACGCUUACAAGUGAUUGUGGUGAUAUGGCGACCACUAUGCGAAUGGAGAGACUUCAGUGAAAGGACGUUUCUUUGUUCUCCUGAUGGAUGACUUUUUUAAUGUUGUUUGCUUUAGUUAAGUUCUGGGUUUGGCGGCAGAUGGAUGUUACUGGUUAGCAUUAUAUUUUAUUUCCCUGUCAAGUCUGUUUUAUUUGUUUUGUUGGCUUGGUGUAUCUCUGCCUAUAGCUGAGCAUGCUUUUCUUUGCUAAUGUCCAAAUGAGUAAUCAGGGAUGGGUGAGGAGCAGAGGGGGGAAAGGGAGUUUAUUGUAGUUGCAAAUAUGUAGCAGCAUCUUACUUUUUUCUUCUUCUUUUUUAAGUGGCAAAGGAUGGGUUUGCAGUAAUGUGGAAUUUUAUACCUGAUAUUUUCCUCUUUUCUUUUUUCCUUUCUUUUUGAAUUCUCUUUAUUUCCCUCCUUCUGGUACUUUUUCAGCACCCAAAAAGCAUUGAGAGCAGCACCUAGUAUUUGUUUGAUAUAAAUGGGAUAUACAUAUAUAUAGCUCUAUAGACACAUAAAUAUUUGUAGUGUUUGGCUAAUUGCGAUUGUGGCUGGUCCCAGUUUGCAGCAGUACCACGAGUGGAAGGCAAAAAGGAGCAGAAAUAGAUUCUAGACUGGGGAUCCUCACAUCAGUGUCCACACGUCAUAAAACAUUAUGACAGACUGUAUUAUCCCAUUGUCUAGUAGUGAAACAAGAAGAGACACACCUACAUAUGAAUAUAAAUACACAUACUAUGAUUACAUAUCCAUAAAUACUAUGAAAAUGUUCGUAGUACGUAGAUAUUGGAACAUAGUUUCUAUAUAUAUAUUUGCUGUCAUGCACAUAUGUAUAUAUGCAUAUUACUGUGUGUAUAUAUGCAUUGUGUGUGUGUGUGUGUGUGUGUGUGUGUGGUCAUGCAUUAUACAGUGGCAUACUUGAACGACUUCGUUUGCACUUUGCAGAGGCCUUCGGUUCAUCGCGGUUUGGAGGCAAAAUGCUUGUUCGCGCUCGUCUGCUUCUUAAUGGCCUUCUCACAGAUGAACGACAGAUUGUUGGAGAUGGAAAGAAAGCUGGAGCAGGAGGGUUUUCGAGGGUUUUGUUGUCUCUGUGGUACGUUUAGCAGCCGCCUGUUAGAUACGUCUAGGAAAUCUGGUUUCAUUUUCUUUAAAUUCUGGGUCGCCUCUCAGUUUUCCCACCCCAAAAGUAGUUUCUGAUUCUUUGCUGCUAUUCUGGAAAUCCCGCCGCUUCUUCCCGUUCUUGUAGAUCUUUUGCACUUUACGUCUUUCCCUCUCAGAGCGUCUGAAUUGUCUCUCUGUGGACAGCAUCUGUGAUUUGCCUCUAAGCCGUAUGAAUCUUGUGCCUCUUCAAAACAUGAACGGCCUCCCCUCUUUCUUUAAUUGUGGUCCCCCCCCCCUUCUGUUGUGCAGUGCAUAACUCUGAAAACUUUCACGUGAACCAAUGUGUCUUCCCCUUCUCCCCGCCUUUCUGGUUCAAAGAAGUAGCCCUCAAAAUAACAUUCUUCACCAAAAUCCUCAGAGCUCUAUGGAUAACAGAGACUUGGUAUAUAUACACACCUAUAUUUUCUACAUUAAGAUUUAGAGGAGCAAAAACAGAUGGAUAUUCAGUAUAUUAUUUCUCAGAGUAAAGUAAAGAGGAGGGAGAGGUUUGGAAUGAUACGCGGGGUGCCCGGGGCUUGUUGGACUUUUUAAUCGGAAGGAUUAAAAAGAUGGCAGCAGGUGACGGUGUGGGCCGGGUGGGACGGGAUGGGAGAGAUUUAAAAAUCAGCAGUGAUUGAUUACUUUGCCGGCAAGGUCAGUCAGAUCACACGACCUUUUAUCCUAAAAACUAUGACAAUGCAAACCCUUGAUAGUUAGCAGUGAUACCUACUUGAAAUAUAAAUACAUAAACAGCUAAGAUAUUGGCCCGUGUUACAGUUUUUGUACAUAAAGUAACAUAUUUAAGGUUUUAUACGUAUUUCUACUGGGUUAGUUCUUUUACUUCCCCUACUUGAAGCACUUUUGUUCACCGUACCUCUGACUGUGUGUGUGUGUGUGUGUGUGUGUGUGUGUGUGUGUGUGUGUGUGUGUGUGUGUGUGUGUGUGUGUGUGCGCAUACAUGCAUGUGUGUCAGCCCACAUGCAUGCCUGCACACCAAAGUGAAUGUUUACUUUCUCUUCCUCGGUUUUCCCUCUUUCUUCCUUUCUUUCUUUCUUUCUGUUUGUUUGAGUUUUCCUGUUUUUUUUUUUGUUUUUUUUUGCAGCUGUUUGAUUUCACUGUCUCUCCCGCUGAUCCGUGAGGUCGAGAGCCAGGUUAGUUUGUUUGGAAGUGAUUUAUCCCCGUUUGAUUUGUUUGGUUUUUUUCCUGUUAGCUUGUUGAUUUAGCUUGUGUGGUGAGAGCCCGUUAGAGGGCCGGUGUUUAGGUCUCUGCUGAGCCAUGUAGACGUUGAGGGCGAGCUGGAAUCUCCCACCAUGUCACAGGGAGAGCCUUUACCAAGACCCUUUCGCCACUUGCAGUCAGUGUCUCCUGUGCUGAGGGCUUUCAGGUGAUGAAAUGCACCCUGUGGCAGCUAUGUCGGAGGUCGUUAGUUUGUGGCAACACUGGCUGUGAAUAUCUGAUUGUAUUUUUUUUAUGUAUUCCUUCUUGUGCUGGUUUUUUGUAAAAAUGAACUGUUACUUCCCUUGUCUGUUUGAUCGAACGGGUUGCUUUGGUAGUAUCAGCCUGCUUUCGUUGCUACUCCUCAGUUCUGGUGCUGCAUCCUUUUUGAUGUUUUGCUGGACAAACAGGGCCUGUCCUUUGGGAAGAUGCCGUCUAAUGCAGCCAAAAAUUCAGCCACCUCUUGCUUGAAUUUGCAGCUCUCUGUCCGUUGAUCAUUGAACGCACCUGCACGUCUCUAACUUCUCACCACCUCAUCACUGUUGGGCGUGUGCUCAGAGGUGCAACAUACUUUCAGAAGCAUUUGCAGAUGAUUUGAAGCAGGUAUUUUGCCUUUUAAUGGUCUAUUUUAGUGGCCUUCACCAAAUUUUAAAGUCUGGAACUAUGAUGUGAUGCUGCAGAUUCUGAAAGAUCCUCCUUUAGUGCCAGAUGACAAAAUAGUCCUUGAACAUUUGAUAUAAUGGCAUCCUCUUCCACUUGUGUGGUUGCCCAGUUGUGGGGACGUAAAUUAUUAAAUGUCCAUUUCUUUCCCCCAGUAAUUGUUUACAUUGGCUGAGAAAUCCUUCAGAGAAACUCACUGUGGUGAGAUUUGGUCAGUUUGAACCCGCUAACAAGGAGCAUGUGAACGCACCAUUGGGGGAGGAUGUUGAGUCUUGGUCUGGCAUCCCUCGAAGGUUGCAGCUCCUGAACUGUGAUGAGCCUUUAAUAAAACAGCAAAGUCUGAUUGCAUUAACAUAACAAUGUCACAGCCCCUGCCUUUAGGUUGGUUUACCUCCUGUGAACUUUCCACACACUCGCAGUCCAACAAGACCAGCACUGGUAGCAAAAUUUGGAAGGAAAUCUACCUUGCAAGACUGUUCACGUCUACCUAAAUCGUUACUGAACGCACACACAGUUGUACGAUUUUUCCUGUUACAUGCGCACAGCCAGUUUCUCUUAAGGACCUCCGCAUGGCAGCAGCAGUGGUUGCUGGGAGUCUUGUGACCCGACUGCAGAGCCUCUAUACUCUUCCUUCGAUCAGUCAAAGUCGACACAACAGAAAGCAGUUGCCAGUGUCACCGCCAGUGCUUACCAAAUAAGACCCAGGUUCUAUCGAAUGCAUCAGUGUCAUGUGUCAGCGGGCAGGAACGAAGCCAGGGAUCACGGUCGAGCGUCUCCUGGAGGUUCAACUGCGAUACCAAAAUCAAAGAGUAGAAAACCUGUCACUUAUGGCAUUGUGUUUCUGUAGAAUGUUUUGAUUCUCUGAACUACAGCGUCAAAGCAGCCUGGAUGAAAAAUGUAGAUAUUUGCUGCUGAAAACUGUUUACUUUUUAUUGUUGUUCUGUUUUAUUGUGGCACUGGCUACCUACUUUUUGCGUUCUGUUACUGUCUAAACAAGAUGUUGAUCAAAGGCUAAAUGGGUAUACAGGGGAAAAGACUGUACAAGUUUUUUUCUUAGGACUGUUAAACUACAGUUUGAGGUCUAAAGCAUGUUGUAUUUAUAAUGUCGUGCCUGUUUUAUUAUUUUUUUCUUCCUAAAUUUAAAAGCAAAUAUUCUAUGCUUUUUAUUUGACUACAUUGCUUUGCAUUCUGUCUUAGUAAAGCCAUGUCACAUGUCUGUUUUCACUCUAAUGUAAACUAUCAGAUAUCACAAUAAAUUUUCAAUGGCAUUAA
Archocentrus centrarchus (flier cichlid) is the source of this 5654-nucleotide messenger RNA. RefSeq names its product protein yippee-like 1. The transcript is spliced from 5 exons. The record is from RefSeq and is a predicted model, not a curated record. Lineage: Eukaryota; Metazoa; Chordata; Actinopteri; Cichliformes; Cichlidae. The coding region runs from base 613 to 972 and encodes 119 amino acids.